Cooperia oncophora is the source of this 288-nucleotide messenger RNA. The record is from the annotation of a GenBank genome assembly. Lineage: Eukaryota; Metazoa; Nematoda; Chromadorea; Rhabditida; Trichostrongylidae.
AUGAGUUCUUCAUACGCGGUACCGAGUGAAUCAGCCCACAACACUAUCUGCCGCUGCGGCUGUAGAUACGACAAGACUGGUUUGAUGAGCUGGGACCAUCAAUGCUGGCCUUAUUACCCGAGACUACGAAAGCAGCGAGAUGCGGAAGGAAAACCAAAAGAAGGAUGUCCAGUAACGGUCGAACGAAUUGCAUCCCCGAAAUUGAUAGCGAAGGAAUUUGCUGAUGUGAGUAUGUUUUUUUUGCUCUUUUUCAGAGGAGAGAUUCGAAAGUGCAAGGGGGUACGGUAG